This is a messenger RNA of Schizosaccharomyces cryophilus OY26, 1771 nucleotides long. RefSeq names its product ADP-ribosylation factor. The record is from RefSeq and is a predicted model, not a curated record. Bases 109 to 651 code for a protein of 180 amino acids. Gene Ontology annotation, molecular function: GTPase activity; GTP binding. The transcript has 2 exons. Gene Ontology annotation, biological process: intracellular protein transport; vesicle-mediated transport. NCBI's taxonomy places the organism in Eukaryota, Fungi, Ascomycota, Schizosaccharomycetes, Schizosaccharomycetales, Schizosaccharomycetaceae. Gene Ontology annotation, cellular component: plasma membrane; cytoplasm.
CGACCACCAAGCCGUAAACCCCCGCUGCACCACCAGAUAGAUUUCAUCUUCUACCAAAAACAACCGUCCCAUAGAGAAACGACCGUCAAGAAAAGAAAUAUAAGAAUAAUGGGUUUGAGCAUCAGCAAAUUAUUUCAAAGUCUCUUUGGCAAGAGGGAGAUGCGUAUCCUUAUGGUUGGUCUUGAUGCUGCUGGUAAAACUACCAUUUUAUAUAAACUUAAGCUCGGUGAAAUUGUAACCACAAUCCCCACGAUCGGCUUCAAUGUAGAAACUGUUGAGUACCGCAAUAUUUCUUUCACAGUGUGGGAUGUUGGUGGUCAAGACAAGAUUCGUCCUUUAUGGAGACACUACUUCCAAAAUACUCAAGGUAUUAUCUUUGUUGUUGACUCCAACGACCGUGAACGUAUCUCUGAGGCUCAUGAAGAAUUGCAACGUAUGCUUAAUGAAGACGAACUUCGAGAUGCCCUCUUAUUGGUCUUUGCCAAUAAACAAGAUUUGCCAAACGCCAUGAAUGCUGCUGAAAUUACUGACAAGCUCGGUCUUCAUUCUCUUCGCCAUCGUCAAUGGUAUAUCCAAGCCACUUGUGCUACUAGUGGUGAUGGUCUUUACGAAGGUCUUGAGUGGCUUUCCACCAAUCUCAAGAACCAGUAAACGAUUUCAACCAAUAAAUUAUCCUCCAGAGGACGACUAUCCUUACAUCUCUAGUUAUGCAACCUAUGAUUUACUAUCUCUGCAUUUCCUAUGCUCUUUUUCUUUUUGUAUCGUUCUCGAUUCUGCUGUGGGCGUUUGUACUCAUUGGAUUCCUUUCUUUGGAGUCUAACAGUGUCAUAUGAACUCCCAAGUCCUUUGACUUUUAUUAAGCCGAACAUGUACCGUAUUUUAAUGCUCCUUGUUUGGAAUCCAUACGUAAUUCAUUUUAUGUGUUCAAUUUGAUUAGCUCCAUACGUAUUGUACCUGUAUUGCAGACGAGUAGUUCAGGUACGAUCUUAGGCAAUACAAAGAAGAUUCAUAUGGGUUCUUUAGAAUUUAGAGUAUAAAAUUUUCCUAUCCAAGAAGCAAAGUACUUAUUUUUGCAAGUUUCUAUUUUUAGUCAAAUUGGUUUCCUGUCAUGCAAAUACGUGUUAACAUGUUCGUUGUGCAGUGCUUAAAAUUUUGUAUCAAUUCUGAAGCAGAUUUGGAAGCGUUCUGUCUAUCAUUCGUUUGCAUAGAUUCUAUCUGGUCUUUUGAGCAAUACUGCCAUCCAUGACUGCCUUUCUCUUUCUUUUAUGCGUAUGGCUAUCGAAAUUUGUGGACACGGUUUUUUUUUUCUAUCGUCUGUUCAUGCUGAAUGCAGAUUAGGCUUCGUACAGAACUGGACAACGCUUAGUAAAGGUUUAACUAUGUUUGAUAGGCGAUUGCUUUUUCAUGACUGAAGUACAGCUUAAGAUAAUUCAAAGGAUUGAACUUUUUCUAUUCCCCACUACUGCGCAAUAUUGAAGGAAGGCACUGAAUAGAGUUCUCCUGACAAAGAGUAAUUGCAAGGAUAUGAAUCAUAGUGUGAGAAGAUCUCAACCUGAGAAACUACUCUUUUAGUUUUUCACGCGAUUUAUGAAUUCCAGAUACUUCUUGUUAGAAUCGUCCCCCUUGGAGUUUUCUCUAUUGUUUUUAUGUGCUUAUAUAAAGAUAUUAAAUAACAUAUUGAUUAUGUCCGCACGACUUCCGUAAUCUGUUUUGAAGUAAUACUUAUGGAAAAAUUCUAUACAAAAGCAUAAACGGCAAAAUAAACAAAAAU